AUGGAUUAUAUAACAUAUUUAUCAUCUGUACAAAAGAAUUUAUUUGGAUACGGUGGUCCAAUCAUCAUCCCUAUUGGUACAAUAUGUUGUGCGCUUAGUUUAUUAGUCUUUUCUAAAAAAGCAUUACGUAAAAAUCCAUGUGCCAUUUAUUUCCGAUGCGUUAAUCUAUCAAAUUUAAUUUAUAUUUAUUCAUCAGUAUUGAUGUUCGUUUUAGCAAUUGGUUAUAAUAUUGAUUUAAGCACACAUAGUCUUAUUGGUUGUCGUUUUAUUUAUUAUUGUACAAUAUUAUUUGAUACUCUUGGUGCAUUUUACUUAAUUUUAGCAUCAAUUGAUCGUUUUAUAGUAACAUCACCAAAUGCACUUACACGACAACGAAGUACAUAUCGUCUUGCUUUUCUAUGUAUUUUAAUUGGAACUCUAUUUUGGAUGUUAUUUCAUAUACAUAUGUUUAUUUUUAUUAAUCUUCAAGAAGUAUUACCGGGUUAUUUUGUAUGUUAUUUUCAAUCAGAAUUGUAUCGAAAUCUUCUUUUUUAUUAUGGGACAAUAAUCAAAGGAAUAUUGAUGCCUUUAUUGUUAAUUGUCUUUGGAAUAUUGACAUGGAAAAAUCUUCGAAUAGUUCAUAGAAAUCGAGUUAUACCAAUUAGAACUGGAAACACAAAUCUAUCGGGAGAUCGAGAACAUUCUGUUUUAACUAAAAAUCGUCAAUUUACUUUAAUAUUAUUAAUGGAAAUAAUUAUUUAUAUAACAUUUACUUUAUUUUUAUCACUUGUUGGUAUUUAUCAACAAAUUGCACAGAGUGAAUCAGAAACAAUAGUCAUUUAUUUUAUUCGUAAUAUUGCACUUUUUAUUUCAUAUUUAUCAUUAUGUGCAAAUUUUUUUGGAAAUUUAUUUAUAUCAAAAACAUUUCGUUCUCAAGUCAAACAUAUAUUUUUAUGUAAAUGA
Adineta ricciae is the source of this 942-nucleotide messenger RNA. Lineage: Eukaryota; Metazoa; Rotifera; Eurotatoria; Adinetida; Adinetidae. The record is from the annotation of a GenBank genome assembly.